This is a messenger RNA of Naegleria gruberi, 990 nucleotides long. RefSeq lists its product as uncharacterized. The record is from RefSeq and is a predicted model, not a curated record. Bases 1 to 990 code for a protein of 329 amino acids. The transcript has a single exon. Lineage: Eukaryota; Heterolobosea; Eutetramitea; Acrasida; Naegleriidae. Gene Ontology annotation, molecular function: protein binding.
AUGUUGGCAAACACACCUCUCAAUUUUCUCUAUAACAUCCUUGAAACACUAAGAAAUGAAUGUGAAGCUGAUUCCGAUCCCCUAUUUAAAUUGGAUCCAAAUUUUCAACAAUUAGAUACUUGUAUUAGAAAUGGAGAUCUUUCACAAAUUGCAAACUUACUUUCCACAACAGAUUCCAUUAAAUUUAUUCAACCAUCAAGAGAAGGUCUGAAUGAAGCAACUCCUUGUGUAAACUAUCCAUUAGAAUUGGCUGUCAAAUUAGGAAAUAUUGAAUGUAUUGAAUUUUUAUUACAAAAUGGAGCCAAGCAAGAUUCUGAUACAGCAUGUUGGGGUUUAUGGAAUGAUUGUCAUCAUAGUCGUGCCUUUAUACUUGCCUGUCUUUUGAAAAAUCCAACCAUUGUCAAAACUUUAAUGAAAUUUGGCAUAAAUGGUGGAUGGAAUAAUCAAUUACACAGUCGAUACUACAGUUACACAUACAAUCAUUUAUUAGUUUCAAUACUGAAUCAAGAUCUUGAAAUUACCAGAAUUAUUCUAUCUCACAAACCAGACCUGGUCAACCAAUCAUGUUGUCAUUUGACUACAAGAACUUAUCCAGAUGAAGAUGUGAAUCCAUUGGCUGUUGCGUGUACUGUUGGUAAUGUGAACAUGGUAAAAAUGUUAGUUGAGGACUUUUCUGCAAAGAUGAAUGAUGGCCAAGUCAGUCGUUAUUACAUUUGUCCAAAACCUUUGGUGUGUGCUGCUAAAUAUGGACAUUUAAAUGUUGUGAGAUACUUAUUAAGGAAAGGUGUUAUUACAAGCGAUUUGGAAGAUGGAUUGGAAGAUGGAGAGGAAGAAAAAUUGAUUAAUUUACAAAUUGUGGCAUUGGUGAGGGAACAAGAAGGGUUAUUGCAAAGAACUGCUGAAAAUUUUGUUGGUCAAUUGAAAAAAUCUCAAGAUCAUCGAUCAUAUUGUGAUAUUGCCAUUGUUUCUUAUUCUAAGCUAUUGCAUUAA